UAUAUUUAUAGAUAACUAUUGUAUUAAUUAGCUAUUAAAUUAACUAUAGAUGAUUUGAAGCUAAUAGUUGGCUAUAGGAUUAAACUUGCUCUUGCUACCAGUCUACCUGUGCCGGCUUAAUUCCCUUUCAGCUAGCACAGUGCCGUUCCGGCGCGGGGCCAGUGCCAAGAACGGCUCAAGCCUCCCUGUAUAAAUAACCCGCUAGGUGCCCACUCGUACUUGGCAAUUGGCAACUAUCUCUGCUUCCCCUGUUGUUCCCUCUCGCGCCAAAACAUUUGCCGGCAAACCAAAAACAGAGGAGGAGCACACACGCACGACGCGUGGUAGGAGAGUACGGGUACGGCCAUGGAGGUGACCAUGGAGGACGUGGCCGGGGACUUCGAGUUCUCCGGCUGCGGCUCCACCACCACCACCUCCUCCGCGUCCUCCCUCGACGACGGCACGGGGAUGUGCUACGCGUGGGGCGAGCUGUCCCCGGUCGCCGACUGGGCCAACUUCUGCUGCUCCGACGACGACGGCGGCCACGACCUGCACGGCCUCAUCGAGUCCAUGCUCUGCGACGACACGCUCGUCGGCGUCGACGACGACGGCCAAGCUGGCCUCCACCACGCGGAUAUGUUCCGCGACGACCUUUACUGCUACGGCAAUGGCUCCAACCCGAGCAGCACCACCACCACGAACCCUGGCUCGCCGGUGUUCGACGACCCGACGCAGGGCUGCCCCGAGAAGGGCCUCCGGCUGCUCCACCUGCUCAUGGCGGCCGCCGAGGCGCUCUCCGGCCCGCACAAGAGCCGGGAGCUGGCCCGGGUGAUAUUGGUUCGGCUCAAGGAGAUGGUCUCACACACCGCCAGCGCCAACGCCGCCGCGUCCAACAUGGAGCGCCUCGCCGCGCACUUCACCGACGCGCUCCAGGGGCUCCUCGACGGCUCCCACCCCGUCGGAGGGUCCGGCCGGCAGGCGGCCGCCGCGGCGUCGCACCACCACGCCGGCGACGUGCUGACGGCGUUCCAGAUGCUGCAGGACAUGUCGCCGUACAUGAAGUUCGGCCACUUCACCGCGAACCAGGCGAUCCUCGAGGCGGUGUCCGGCGACCGGCGCGUGCACAUUGUCGACUACGACAUCGCCGAGGGGAUCCAGUGGGCGUCGCUGAUGCAGGCCAUGACCUCCCGCGCCGACGGCGUGCCGGCGCCGCACCUGCGCAUCACCGCCGUCUCCCGCAGCGGAGGCGGCGGCGCCCGGGCCGUCCAGGAGGCCGGCCGCCGCCUGUCAGCGUUCGCGGCGUCCAUCGGGCAACCCUUCUCUUUCGGACAGUGCCGCCUGGACUCCGACGAGAGGUUCCGGCCGGCGACGGUCCGGAUGGUCAAGGGGGAGGCGCUCGUCGCCAACUGCGUCCUCCACCAAGCCGCGGCCACCACCACCAUCAGACGCCCCACCGGCUCGGUGGCGUCAUUCCUGUCCGGCAUGGCCGCGCUCGGUGCCAAGCUGGUCACGGUGGUCGAGGAGGAAGGCGAAGCCGAGAAGGACGACGACGGCGACUCGGCCGGCGACGCCGCGGCGGGCGGCUUCGUGCGGCAGUUCAUGGAGGAGCUGCACCGCUACUCCGCGGUGUGGGACUCUCUCGAGGCCGGGUUCCCGACGCAGAGCCGGGUGCGCGGCCUCGUGGAGCGCGUCAUCCUCGCCCCCAACAUCGCCGGCGCCGUGAGCCGCGCGUACCGCGGCGUCGACGGCGAGGGGAGGUGCGGGUGGGGGCAGUGGAUGCGCGGGAGCGGGUUCACCGCCGUGCCGCUCAGCUGCUUCAACCACAGCCAGGCGAGGCUGCUGCUCGGCCUGUUCAACGACGGGUACACGGUGGAGGAGACGGGUCCCAACAAGAUCGUGCUCGGGUGGAAGGCCCGGCGGCUGAUGUCGGCGUCCGUGUGGGCGCCGCCGCCGCUGCCGGUGCCGUCGUCGCCGCCGGAGGGGGUGUGCCAGCCCGUCGUCGGGAUGGCGCCGGUGGCCACCGGUGGCUUCGCGCGGACGGAGUUUGACUAUAUUGAUUCGUUCCUUGUCGAGCCAGCUUACGCGCUAGUUUGAGUCGCCAUCUAGCUUAGCUUUGGAUUGGAUGUGAUCGCAGAAUUCAGACGUAAAAAAAAUGUAGCUCCCGUGUAAGUUGAGUUCCGUUGGUGUGUCAAAACUGUCACUCGCAAGACGUUGAGAGUUGCUAACUCUUAGUA
Oryza sativa Japonica Group (Japanese rice) is the source of this 2213-nucleotide messenger RNA. RefSeq names its product protein NODULATION SIGNALING PATHWAY 2-like. The record is from RefSeq and is a predicted model, not a curated record. NCBI's taxonomy places the organism in Eukaryota, Viridiplantae, Streptophyta, Magnoliopsida, Poales, Poaceae. Gene Ontology annotation, biological process: regulation of DNA-templated transcription. Gene Ontology annotation, molecular function: DNA-binding transcription factor activity; sequence-specific DNA binding. Gene Ontology annotation, cellular component: nucleus.